Molecule: messenger RNA, 4142 nt
Organism: Stegostoma tigrinum
Lineage: Eukaryota; Metazoa; Chordata; Chondrichthyes; Orectolobiformes; Stegostomatidae
Gene: xpnpep3
Product: X-prolyl aminopeptidase 3, mitochondrial
Exons: 10
Coding region: 125-1642 (505 amino acids)
Cellular component (GO): mitochondrion
Molecular function (GO): manganese ion binding; metalloaminopeptidase activity
Source: RefSeq, a predicted model, not a curated record
GCGAUGUCUUUUGACCUGAGGCGGCUUUCUCAGGCCAUGUUGUAGAUAACGUGCUGGCUGCUUGUUAAUGCGAUUGUGUCUGCAGUGUUUAUAAAUAAUGGUGCUAACUGACGGAUAAUCAGUCAUGUUUCUCAAAACAUUAAGAAAUAUCAGUACACCUGUAAAGAAUCUCAGUGUUGAAGGAUGCAGUAUCUGCUUCCACAGGAGAUUUUCCAUAAUACCUUCAGGACAGAAGAACCUCCCCCCUCGCUACCUUGGUCAGCCUAGCCCCUUCACACACCCGCAUCUCCUUAAAACAGGCGAGGUCACUCCCGGGCUGUCACAGGUUGAAUAUGCUCUGCGUCGACAUAAACUGCUGAGCCUCAUCCACAAAGAAGCCGAGAGGUUGGGGACUUCUGAUCAUGCCAUCAUUCAGCUGUCCCACCCCACCUGCUACAUGACGAAUGACAUCCCGUUUCCCUUUCACCAGAACACAAACUUCCUCUACCUCUGCGGCUUUCAGGAGCCAGACAGCAUACUGCUACUCCACAGUAUUCCCGGAAAGAGCCUUCCUUCCCACAAAGCCGUCUUAUUUGUGCCAAGAAGGAACCAAAGCCGAGAGCUCUGGGAUGGACCACGCUCUGGGGUAGAUGGUGCAGUUUCCCUCACAGGUGUGGAUGAGGCCUACACUACAGAGGAAUUCAGACAUUACAUGCAGAGGUUUAAAGAUGAAGGGUGCACGGUGUGGUACGACAGUGAGCCAGUUGUUCACCCAAGGUUGCACGUAGAUUAUGUGCAGCCCCUUCUAGCCAUUAAGAUGCAGAGCAACAACAAAGUCCAACCAGUUCAGAGACUUAUUCAAUAUCUACGACUCACUAAGUCCGACACAGAGAUUGGACUCUUGAAAACGGCUGCAAAGGUCACCUCUGAGGCAUUCAUCAGCACAAUGUUCUCAACCAAGGCUCCAGUUGAUGAGGCCUAUCUUUAUGCAAAGUUUGACUUUGAGUGCCGAGCUCGUGGGGCGGACUUCUUGGCCUACCCUCCGGUCGUAGCUGGUGGCAAUCGCUCCAAUAUACUGCAUUAUGUGGAAAAUAACCAAAUGAUUAAGGAUGGGGAGAUGGUCUUAUUGGAUGGUGGUUGUGAGUAUUCUGGCUACGUCAGCGAUGUCACUCGCGUUUGGCCUGUCAAUGGAAGAUUCACGGGACCCCAGGCUGAGCUGUACCAGGCUGUCCUUGAUGUACAGAAAUUCUGCCUAAGCCUCUGCACUCCUGGUAUCAGUCUGGACAAUAUCUACACUUUCAUGCUGACCAUGCUUGGGCAAAAGCUGAAAGACAUGGGGAUCCUGCAGGAGAACUGUAAUCAAAAUGAUGCUUACAAGGCUGCUAUCAAUUACUGCCCACACCACGUUGGACAUUAUCUGGGAAUGGAUGUCCAUGACACGCCAGGCAUCUCCCGGUCUAUAGCCCUCCAACCUGGGAUGGUGGUGACAAUCGAACCUGGAAUCUACAUCCCAGAAGACAACACAUCAGCUCCAUCAAGAUUCCGAGGAAUGGGAAUUCGGAUUGAGGAUGAUGUUUUGAUAACAGAAGAGGGGCCAACUAUUCUAUCUGCAGAUUGUCCCAAAGAAUUACAUGAAUUAGAACAGAUCUGGACUGACCAUUAGCAAACAGCCCUUGCACUGAUACCUCCAUAAUUUAUAAUUAAAUGCUAUAAGGGACAAGAAGAUUCCCAGUUAAUGCUGCAACUCUAUUCACUGUUAUAGCUCUGCAAAGGUAUGUUGUGAUGCUAUCAGCCUAUUCAGAUAUGUAAAACUCGGAAUAGUAUUUAUCUAUCCUCCAGGACAUAAGUUAUAUAACAAGACACCGGAACGACACUUAAGAACUUUAUUUUAAAAUUAAAAUGAAGGACAAAUAUUGGCUGGUGAAUCAAAUUUGUGCUGCACAGACAUGGAAUGAUUGGACACUUUGAUCCCCAGUAACAGCCAGUUGUGAGAUAAAGACCCUUGGUCAAGUUGGAAACUCAACAUGGAAGAUGUCCUCUCUGACUUCAGAUUACGGAGAUGAUGGUUACUGUAUGGCACACCAGGUACUCCAUCUGGAUUUUCACUCUGAUAUCCACUACAGUUAGGAACCCAUUUAGCUCUCCUUUAAACAUUUGGUGUUGAUUGUCAUAAGCCUUCAGCUCCGUCCAAACCCUUUUCUGUAGAAGAGGUUUUUUAAUCAUAAUCUCUCCCAACUGUUAUCUUGGAAUUUUGAUAGCUGGCUUACGACCUCAACCUGCUUAAACUCUUAUACUGGUGAUGUGUGUUAGUGAAAUGCUGGUGUGGUGCUGAGUUGUACUGAGUGGAAGUGCUGUUCAACGUAUGCAGAAUUAUGUCGUGCUGCCAUCAAGUCCUUAGAUUUUGGGACUGUGCCACUGGAUGAGAGAAAUUAAAAAAAAAUCAGAGUUACCAUUCUGGAUCCAUGGCCGGUGUUCCCUCUAACAUCUGUUUGAUGUGUGCAGCUGCUUGUUGUACUGCAGAGUCCCUUUGAAAUUGAUCUGCAUCUUAACGAGAAUGUUUCUUGCAUGCAGCCUGUUUAUUCCCUGUGCUACAUAUUCCUGUCUGCCCAUCUGUACAGCACAGGGGACACAUUGCCUGUGUCCAUGCUAGAAAUUAUGUGUUUGUGUAAGUUCAGAAAGGUUGUAAUAUCUUUCUAAGUGAAAAACCCUUCAGAUGCUAUCAUCUUGUGGAGACAGGACAAUUGGAUUGGGUGCUAAAGGUCAUCAGAAGUUGAGGGUUGUUCUUUUUAAAUAGAGCUUUAGAAGCAAUGCAGGAUAUUACAGAUUAGAACAUAGAACAUUACAGCACAGUACAGGCCCUUCAGCCCUCGAUGUUGUGCCGACCUGUCAUACCGAUCUCAAGCCCAUCUAACCUACACUAUUCCAUGUACGUCCAUAUGCUUAUCCAAUGACGACUUAAAUGUACCUAAAGUUGGCGAAUCUACUACUGUUGCAGGCAAAGCGUCCCAUUCCCUUACUACUCUCUGAGUAAAGAAACUACCUCUGACAUCUGUCCUAUAUCUUUCACCCCUCAAUUUAAAGCUAUGCCCCGUCGUGCUCGCCGUCACCAUCCAAGGAAAAAGGCUCUCCCUAUCCAUCCUAUCUAACCCACUGAUUAUUUUAUAUGUUUCAAUUAAGUCACCUCUCAACCUUCUUCUCUCUAAUGAAAACAGCCUCAAGUCCCUCAGCCUUUCCUCGUAAGACCUUCCCUCCAUACCAGGCAACAUCCUAGUAAAUCUCCUCUGCACCCUUUCCAAAGCUUCCACAUCCUUCUUAUAAUGCGGUGACCAGAACUGUACACAAUACUCCAAGUGCGGCCGCACCAGAGUUUUGUACAGCUUCACCAUAACCUCUUGGUUCUGGAACUCGAUCCCUCUAUUAAUAAAAGCUAAAACACUGUAUACCUUCUUAAAAGCCCUAGUCUUACCUAUGUGUAGUAUUUUUAUAAGUUGUAUUGAUAAAAUUUUGUUGAAAAAAUGGCACAAAACAUUAAAAAAAACUAGAACUCAAUGUUUCACCUGUUUUUCUAAUCAACCUGUUCAGAGGUGUUAUUACACACCUUUGGAGCAGGUGGAACUUGACCCUAGGGUUCCUGAUCCAAGGACACUGCCACUGUGUCAAAAAAGGGCCCUUCAAAAAAUGCACUUUUGUGAAGUUGAGAGAAAGUCCUAUCUGUUUCAGGUAAAUUUUUCCCUCUCCCCAUAAUUGUUUUGACUCCUAUAACUAGGAGGAUGGAGCCGAUGAAACAUGUGACAGUAGACCUCAGGCAACUCCUUUAUUUCCCAUCCCUAGUCACAGGAUGUGUCUAGAUUCUGGUGCCCCAACACAAACACUCUCUGCAAUAAUGAAUCUGAAGUCUGCAACUUGGAAUUCUGCAACUUACAUGCUGUUCGGAACAGUUCAUUGGAACAACACAUCAUCUCACCCCUCCUUGCUUUUCAUGUUAUCUUUUACUUUUCAUUCUGAAAUUUUAUUAUUCUUCCUAAAUAAAAUGGAGGCACACUGGAAAUUGACAGCAUCUGAAAGAAAGAAAAAUGAUGAGAGAUAAUAGGAACUGCAGAUGCUGGAGAAUCUGACAUAACAAAGUGUAGAGCUGGAUGAACACAGCAGGCCAAGCAGCAUCU